Molecule: messenger RNA, 6933 nt
Organism: Saimiri boliviensis boliviensis (Bolivian squirrel monkey)
Lineage: Eukaryota; Metazoa; Chordata; Mammalia; Primates; Cebidae
Gene: AUTS2
Product: activator of transcription and developmental regulator AUTS2
Source: RefSeq, a predicted model, not a curated record
CGGCGGCGGUGGGCCGGCCGCGGAGGGGGAGGAGCGGGAGCUGCGCGAGGCUGGCGGGCGGGCGGAGGAUGGGGCAGUGCCCGGGCUCCCGCUGCAGCCGCCCGGGGACACGCCGUGCACCCUCCGGCUCGGGGCUUUCGCGGCGGCGGCGGCGGCAGCGUUAGCGGCGUUCCCGGCUGCGCUUCUCCUCAGGCGCGGCGGCGGCGGCGGCACCCCGGCGUCUCUCCCGCCGGAGGUUUCUCUCUGCUUUCCUGGUCGACUGACUGGCUCGCCCCCUCCCUUUUUUGAGGAAGGGUGACCUCUUCUCUGGGACUGGAAAACCUAUUUUUGUGAGGAGCGGGGCGGGCGGCGGCGGCCGGGCUGGCUUCUUCUCCGCUCUCCCCUCCGUCUCCCCCCGCGGGGACCGGCAGGCGAACCCCACAACCGCUCCGGCAGCAUCCUCCCCGCCGCCCCCGCCUCCCCUCCGCCGCCGCUCGCAGCGGCGCCCUCGCCUCCGCUAAUGACUGCGUUAUUAUGCUCCCCUCUCUGGGGAGUCUCGCCCCCCUCGGGUCGCUCCGGAGCCCCGGCCUCCCCGGGCUGCAUUUCUUAAAAAUGUGGGAGCCCGGGAGUGAGUUUCCUCCGAGGCGUGCGUGAGAGGCGGCGGGGGCGUUUUCCUGCGCGAGGGGCGGGUGAAGUUCAUUGCCCCCACUUUUCCCGCGACCUUUUUCGGACCCGAUUUUGGAUCGGGUGGCGGGGGGCGCCGGCGUUUUCGGGGGGCAGGGGGCGCGGCGGAGAAUGGCCGCGGGGAGGGCUCCCCGGAGCCUCCCAGUCUCUUGAUCAAAGCAUUCCGCUAUUCUGAUUUAUUGCCUGCUCGGUGAGUUAUUUUUUUUCCUCUAAAGGAGACCUGUGUGUUCAGCCAUUACUUUGCUCGGCGCUGCUCCCAGGCAUCUCCGACCCUCGGUGCCGUGGGGAGCCCCGCGCUCGGGCUCCUCGCGCUCGCCCUCGCUCCCCGUCCCUCCUCCCCUCUCUCCGCCCCUUCCCCCUUUUCUUUCUCCUCUCUUUCUUCCCCUCUCUCCCUUCUUUCGGCCGCCGUCUCCCCCGCGCCCUCCUCGGGGCGGAGGGAAGCCGUGAAGGGGGAGGGAGGGCUCCGUGUCAAUUUUUUGUGUGUGUGGCCGCGGCCGUAGCCUGUGGCGGGCGAGCGGGGAGACCCCGGCGCGGCAGAGCCAUGGACGGCCCGACGCGGGGCCAUGGACUCCGCAAAAAGCGGCGGUCGCGGUCGCAGCGAGACCGGGAGAGGCGCUCCCGGGGCGGGCUGGGGGCCGGCGCGGCCGGCGGCGGCGGGGCUGGCCGGACCCGGGCGCUCUCGCUCGCCUCGUCGUCGGGCUCCGACAAGGAAGACAAUGGGAAGCCCCCGUCCUCCGCCCCGUCCCGGCCCAGACCCCCGCGGAGGAAGCGGAGAGAGUCCACCUCGGCCGAAGAGGACAUCAUUGAUGGAUUUGCCAUGACCAGCUUUGUCACUUUUGAAGCGCUGGAGAAAGAUGUAGCACUUAAGCCUCAGGAACGUGUGGAGAAACGCCAGACGCCCCUGACCAAGAAGAAAAGAGAAGCACUUACCAAUGGCUUGUCCUUUCAUUCAAAGAAGAGCAGACUCAGCCACCCACACCACUACAGCUCAGAUCGAGAAAAUGACCGCAAUCUCUGCCAGCAUCUUGGGAAGAGAAAGAAAAUGCCGAAGGCACUCAGACAGCUCAAGCCAGGACAGAACAGCUGCAGGGACAGUGACAGUGAAAGUGCCAGUGGAGAAUCCAAGGGCUUCCACCGGAGCAGCUCUCGGGAAAGGCUCAGCGAUAGUUCAGCUCCUUCCAGCUUGGGAACAGGCUACUUCUGUGACAGUGACAGUGACCAGGAAGAGAAGGCAUCGGAUGCCAGCUCUGAAAAACUCUUCAACACUGUCAUUGUAAACAAAGAUCCGGAGUUAGGUGUUGGCACGCUACCAGAACAUGACAGCCAGGAUGCAGGGCCGAUUGUCCCCAAGAUAUCGGGUUUAGAGAGAAGCCAGGAGAAGAGCCAGGACUGUUGCAAAGAGCCCAUCUUUGAGCCUGUGGUGCUUAAAGACCCCUGCCCUCAGGUCACACAGCCGAUAACCCAGCCCCAGACAGAGCCUCAACUCCAAGCUCCUUCUCCGGACCCUGACCUGGUGCAGCGCACAGAGGCCCCGCCUCAGCCCCCACCUCCGAGUACACAGCCACCGCAGGCCCCGGAGGCCCAGCUCCAGCCCACCCCACAGCCUCAGGUGCAGAGGCUAUCCAGGCCACAUUCCCCCACCCAGCUGCUCCAUCAGAACCUCCCACCUGUGCAGGCCCACCCCUCCGCUCAGAGCCUCUCCCAGCCAUUGUCAGCCUACAACAGCAGUAGCUUAAGCCUCAACAGUUUAAGCAGUAGCAGAAGCAGCACUCCAGCGAAGACUCAGCCUGCCCCUCCUCACAUCUCCCACCACCCCUCUGCCUCCCCGUUCCCCCUCUCCCUGCCCAAUCACAGCCCCCUGCACAGCUUCACGCCCACCCUCCAGCCCCCCACACACUCACAUCACCCCAAUAUGUUUGCCCCUCCCACUGCUCUGCCUCCUCCACCACCGCUGACAUCAGGAAGUCUGCAGGUGCCGGGACACCCGGCCGGGAGCACUUACUCAGAGCAAGACAUCUUGCGACAGGAGCUGAACACGCGUUUUCUGGCCUCGCAGAGUGCUGACCGCGGGGCUUCCCUGGGCCCUCCGCCCUACCUGCGGACCGAGUUCCACCAGCACCAGCACCAGCACCAGCACACGCACCAGCACACGCACCAGCACACCUUCACGCCGUUCCCCCACGCCAUCCCGCCCACCGCCAUCAUGCCGACGCCAGCACCUCCCAUGGUGCGUACCCCAGGCAGAAAUUUUGACAAAUACCCUACAAAAGUUGACCCCUUCUACCGGCACAGCCUCUUCCAUUCCUACCCUCCUGCAGUGUCGGGCAUCCCCCCUAUGAUCCCACCCACUGGCCCUUUUGGUUCACUACAAGGAGCGUUUCAGCCGAAGACAUCCAACCCUAUUGAUGUCGCUGCUCGGCCUGGGACAGUCCCACACACUUUACUCCAAAAGGACCCGAGGUUGACAGAUCCUUUCAGACCUAUGUUAAGGAAACCAGGGAAGUGGUGUGCUAUGCAUGUUCACAUCGCCUGGCAGAUUUACCACCACCAACAGAAAGUCAAGAAACAGAUGCAGUCAGACCCACAUAAGCUGGACUUUGGACUGAAACCGGAGUUCCUGAGCCGCCCUCCAGGCCCCAGUCUCUUUGGAACCAUCCACCACCCCCAUGACCUGGCACGGCCUUCAACUUUGUUCUCUGCUGCUGGUGCUGCACACCCAACGGGGACCCCUUUUGGGCCACCCCCUCAUCACAGCAACUUCCUCAAUCCUGCCGCCCACCUAGAGCCUUUUAAUCGGCCGUCUACAUUCACAGGCCUAGCAGCAGUUGGUGGCAAUGCCUUCGGCGGACUUGGAAAUCCUUCCGUUACACCCAACUCAAUGUUCGGCCACAAGGAUGGCCCCAGUGUGCAGAACUUUAGCAAUCCUCACGAACCCUGGAACCGGCUGCACCGAACGCCUCCGUCGUUCCCGACCCCUCCGCCCUGGCUGAAGCCAGGGGAGCUGGAGCGCAGCGCGUCCGCUGCAGCUCAUGACAGAGAUAGAGAUGUAGAUAAACGAGACUCCUCCGUUAGUAAAGAUGACAAAGAAAGGGAAAGCGUCGAGAAGAGACACUCCAGCCACCCUUCACCAGCACCUGUCCUCCCGGUGAACGCCCUGGGACAUAACCGCAGCUCCACCGAACAGAUCCGGGCCCAUUUGAACACUGAGGCUCGGGAGAAGGACAAACCCAAAGAGCGGGAGAGAGAGCACUCGGAACCCCGCAAGGACCUGGCCACGGACGAGCACAAGGCGAAGGAGGGCCACCUGCCCGAGAAGGACGGGCACGGCCACGAGGGGCGCGCCGCAGGCGAAGAGGCCAAGCAGCUGGCCCGGGUGCCAUCCCCCUACGUGCGGACCCCCGCGGUGGAGAGCGCCAGGCCCAACAGCACCUCGAGCCGGGAGGCUGAGCCGCGCAAGGGUGAGCCGGCCUACGAGAACCCCAAGAAGAGCUCCGAGGUCAAGGUGAAGGAGGAGCGGAAGGAAGACCACGACCUGCCUCCGGAGGCCCCACAGACCCACCGGGCCUCAGAGCCGCCGCCUCCCAACUCCUCGUCCAGCGUGCACCCGGGGCCUCUGGCCUCCAUGCCCAUGACGGUGGGGGUGACGGGCAUUCACCCCAUGAACAGCAUCAGCAGCCUGGACAGGACUCGCAUGAUGACCCCCUUCAUGGGCAUCAGCCCCCUCCCGGGUGGAGAGCGCUUCCCGUACCCUUCUUUCCACUGGGACCCCAUCCGGGACCCCUUGAGGGAUCCUUACCGAGAACUUGACAUUCACCGGAGAGACCCGCUGGGCAGGGACUUUCUGCUGAGGAACGACCCGCUGCACCGGCUCGCGACUCCCCGGCUGUACGAAGCCGACCGCUCCUUCAGGGACCGGGAGCCUCACGACUACAGCCACCACCACCACCACCACCACCACCCGCUGUCGGUGGACCCUCGGCGGGAGCACGAGCGGGGAGGCCACCUGGAUGAGCGGGAGCGCUUGCACAUGCUCAGAGAGGACUACGAGCACACGCGGCUCCACUCCGUGCACCCCGCCUCCCUGGACGGACACCUGCCCCACCCCAGCCUCAUCACCCCAGGACUCCCCAGCAUGCACUAUCCCCGCAUCAGCCCCACGGCGGGCCACCAGAACGGACUCCUCAACAAGACGCCUCCGACAGCAGCGCUGAGCGCGCCUCCCCCGCUCAUCUCCACGCUGGGGGGCCGCCCGGUCUCUCCCAGGAGGACUACUCCUCUGUCUGCGGAGAUCAGGGAGAGGCCUCCUUCCCACACGCUGAAGGAUAUCGAGGCCCGAUAAGCCGAGAACAGGAGCACUCACGAGGAAGAAGAAACCCUAGGCAGACACCAGGCCAGGCUUGAGAGAGAGAGAGAGAGAGAACUCCUGCAUCGCUCACACGGACUUGGGGGGAAGCCCCACCUCUUCCCCUUGUAGAAAUGUAUAGACUCCGUGCAGAUUUUGAAAUGUUUUGUAUAUUAUAGGUUGAGAUUUUUCAGCUCUUUUAACCCAGUCACAUGUCCCCAUGUCUCCUGCUUUUUGUUUCUCGUAGAAAACUUUUUGAACCAAAACAGUGAAGAUGACAACACACGCCCAUUGGAUGAUCAUUGUGGGGGGGCGGGGGGGUGUCCACACCGCCAUCCAUCAUGCAAAACUUUCAGAUGAGGUGGGACGGCCGUGUACAUAGUUACUGUAAAAAGAGAGUGCUUCAUGAGCUAAUGGUUCAUAUAUGCAAAUGGGUAAGACGAAAGCUUUACUUUGUACAAAUGUAAAUAGAUAAAGAUUAAGUAACAUAAUACAUUAAUACUUCUUAAAAUGUGCUAUUUGCAAACUUAAUAUCAGUGAACACAGUCGGCUGAGGCCGUGUUCCCAUAUAUUGUUAUAGACAGCUAAACCCUUCAACUAUGCAAUGAAUGUUCGGGCUUUUCACAAAAGCCCGCCUAACUCAAAGGAGCCUUUUCAGACCCAUUUACAACAUACUUAAGGUCAUAUUUUCCCUGAACAAGCGCUUACACGAUAUGACUGUUUUCCUUGUUUUUUUUUUUGUUUUGUUUUUGUUUUGUUGUUUUUUUUUUGUUUUUGUUUUUGUUUUGUUUUGUUUUUUCAAAAGGAGAAACAUCCUAUUUUGCAAAUUGGACCCCAGGCUGGAACUUUGCAUCUGAAGUUGCCGCUUGUGGGCUUUGGGGUAAAGUGCAGCCCCAGAGAGGUAACUGAGGACGUGAGCAGCCGGUGCCGGGGAGGAUGGGGUUUGCCAGAUGCCAAAAUCAGGACGGGUGGUGGUGUCGGACAGACACGCACAGGUCGCCAGUGACUUCACACACACCUCAUGUGAGAGCCAUGCUUUUUUUAGUGUGUCCUCUUUCAUACCUGUACACGCUUCCUCGUGUUGUAAUGAGAUUUACUUACACCCAAACAGAUCCUGAAAGAAAGCUUCCAAGUUUUCUCAGAUGAUGGAUAUGUUUUCACUGUUUUCAAUAACCGACCAGUGGAAGGUGCACGUUUCCCAAUGUAAGGCGCUGUAUUCCAGCUGGCGAGCGAGUCUGGGGGCAGCCGUGACAGGCCAACCUUGUGGAGCCAUCGCGAGUUAAAGAGCGUGAAAGAUGGCAGAAAAAAAGUCUCGUGUGCGAGUGUGUUUUUUGAGUUUGCAUCAAUCUUAAUGUCUCUUCAUAAUACUUUUAUAAUACAUUAAGCCUCUUGUCUACAUAUUUGGAGAGAAUAUGACUUUACUAGCAGAGAAAUACAAUAUAUCUUGUCUACUGGACUGUAAAAUAUAUGUAUGAAAUAAAAUUAGUUCCAUUUGGUCUUCUAGUAUAUUAAAGUGCUAUCUGACGUUGUUACCCUGUUUUUGCAAAAAAAGAAAAAAAAAAGUUAACUACAGACCAUUGUUUCUAAUAAGCAGAGAGAUCUAUUUUAGUAGUAAACUGAAGGUUUAGUUGUGAGCUUCAGAUUUUGUGAACUCCAGAUGUUGUGCAGUGUUUUUUUUUUAAAGACAACAACUAAAAAAAAUUCCAAGGAAUAUGUACACUGGAACUGUAGUGGUAGCUUUCAGUAUUGUAAAGAGAUUGUUCUAUACAGACCUUUUUGCUGUUUAUCCUGUAUGUAAUAAAGUCCUUUCUAGAGCCUAUGUGAAAAGAAAAGUGAAGCAACUGAAUCUUCAGCAUGUUCUCAUCGGCGGAGCCUUCUUGUGUAAUGUAAACUGUGCCAUGUUAUUAAAAAAUGUGAACUAAGCUUCC